AUGAGCAGCAGCGGCGAUGCGCUACCAGCGCACUUGGUCCACCUGUGCACCCUCGUCCUCGUCUCGCGCGCGUCUGCCUCGACCGCGGCCGCCCACUCGUCGUCGUCGGGACCAGGGGCCAACGCCGGCGCGCCGCUCGGGUUCACGCACGCGCGCACCCACGCCCUCGACACGCUCGCCCACCUCCUCCAGUCGUACCUCUCGCUCGCAGCUGCGACCGCCGCGACCGCCGCCAACCACGCCGGGCGGGACAAAGCCGCCGUGUGGGACCUCGCCCACGCACUCGCUCAGCUCGGCUUCCCUGGCCAGGACGGCAUCGACGAGCUCACCGACGAGGCCUUGCGCGGCCACGACGGCGUCGAGGAGGAGGCUGGCCAGAUUGCCCAGCUCGCCCGAGGUCUCCAAGACCGCCUCGCCCCUCCACCUCCCCAGCUCCCGCUCGCCCAACUCUCCUACGACCCGCUCAACCCCUCCGAGCUCGACCUCAUCGCCUACGCCAAGUCGCUCCCCUCGCCCACCGACGACGGCCGCGACGCCGCCGCGACGCCCUCGAGCUCGUCCCCCGCGAGCUCCGUCUCGGACGACGAGCUCGCUUCGCCGCCGCCGCAGCGCGCCGAUGCGCAGCCAGCGUCGUCAGCCAAGGCGGGCGACGGCGAUGACGAGAUGGCGCAGGAGGCGGCGGCGACGGCGGCGGCGGCGGGCGGCAUGAACGGGUUCGGCGGCGCGCUCGACGAUCUCGGCGGCCUGUUGACGGGCGCGGGCGACGACGAUGCCGCCUUCUUCGACUCGCUCGGGCUCGGUCCGGGCGGGUCGGCCCUCGGCGCUGGGACCAACGGCGUCAACGGCGUCGGCGACGUGACGGCGUCCGUCUUUCACCCGCUCGACCUCGCCGGGCGGCCCAUCGACUCGAUCUCGCUCCUCGGCCCUCCUUCCCUCUCCUCCCUGUCCCUCUUCCCGACCGGCGCCGAGGGCGCCGCACCACCCGCCGACACGGACGAGUCGCGCCCUUUCCCCGCCUGGCGCGACCCCUCGUCGAUCCCGCCGCACGUCCCGCCCUUCUUCCCGCCGUUCCCCGGCCACGAGCGCGAGUCGGACUCGGCCGCCGCGCGGCGCCGCCGCCGCGCCGAGCUCGAGAAGCGCGAGCGCGAGGCGCUCGCGGCCCAGACGGCCCAGCAGCAGCAUCAGGCGGGCGCGUCGCGCGUCGCCCAGGCGCUCAUGCUCGGCGGCGCCCAGGGCGGCGACCCGUGGGAGGACCCGAUCCCGUACUCAGCCAGCUCGCUCGCGACCAUGGCGAGCGAGUUUGGCCACAGCUUGCCGACGCCGAGCUCGCCGAGGGGCCGGGCGGCGGCGGCAGCGGCGGCGGCGGCCGAGGCGGCGGCGCGAGGUGCGGCUGUCGAUGGGGUCGAGGGAGGAGGAGCAGGCGGCGACGCCGAGGAGCGCGAGAAGAAGCGGCGCAGGAGGGCGGCAGCAGCAGCAGCAGGCGGCGACGCGGGCGCGAGGCGGCGCAGCUUGUCGCCGCCGCCGGCAGCGUCGACCUCGCUCGGCGCGUUCGCCCAGAUCCAGCCCCUCAUCCCGCACCAGCCGACGUACCUGCGCCCGAACGCCCUGCGUCGCAGCGCGGCGGGCAACAUCGCGUACCAGCCCCGGCACCCGGAGCUGAGCAUCUCGAGCGACUCGCUGUUCGGCUCGCUGCCGUACGCCGCCCCUCUGCGCCAGAGCACGCUCCCGCCCGGGUUCCUCCCCGACCUCGCACCGACCGCCGCCCUGCACCCAUUCAACACGAACCUGCCCUGGACCAUCUCGAACCCGGUCCCGUACCACCCGGCAUCGACCUCGUCCGUCCUGCCCGCGCCAGGCCCCAACCCUCGCGUCCCGACCCCCCUCAGCUCGAUCGCGCGCGAGCUCUCGUUCCCGCUCCAGUUCGACCCGCGCCCGUCGCACAAGGACCAGCUGCACCCCAACAUUGCCCUCUUUGCGCGCCUCGGCCGCAUCGGCCCGCCGGGUCCGCUCGGCCCAAAGGGCGAGGCGCUCAACUACGAGUACGUCGGCAACACGGCGCUCCUCGCCCUGAGCGGCGUCGACUGGCCCGAGCGCCGUCACGACCGCAAGCUCCCAAAGCGGUUCGGCGAGGACGACACGUUCUCGGGCGGCGACGGCGGCGGCGGUGGAGCUGGCGGCGCGUCCGGCAGCGGUGCAGGCGGCAUCAAGCUCAAGCUCGGCGGCGGCGGCGCCAACUCGGCGGCCAACCGUGGCGGCGGCGGCGGGAGCGGCGGCGGCGACGCGUUUGGCGGCGCCGGGCGUCAGACGCGCGAGGGCUCGCUCGCCCAGAUCGCGACGCCGUGGAACACGUUCGGGAGCCCGGCGCCGUUCCCUGGUGGUGGCGCCGCGACGCCGUUCGCGGCGGCGACGCCGGGCGGCACGGCGUUCGUCGGCGGGAGCACGGGCGACGCAGAGCUCGACACGCAGCUCGCCCAGCUGAGCGCGGGCAUGCCCCUCGACCUCGCGUCGUCGUCGGCCGCUGCAGCCGUCGCUGCGUCGUCGUCGUCGGCUACCGCUGCCGCAGCCGUCGACGCCUCGUUCAACUACCCGGACUGGCUCCUCGAGGCCGGCGGACUCGGGUCCGGCUCGGCGACGACGGCGGCGGCGGCGCCGGGCGAGAGCGCGAGCGCACCGUCCGAGGCGCACAGCAACGGUGCCUGGGCAUCGUCGACGACCAACGCGGCCGACUCGAUGCAGCUCGACUCGACGACGCACAGCCGCGCGCCUCGGCCACCUCCACCUCCUCCACCUCCUCCGCCUGCUGCCGCCCUCGACACGCAUGUCUCGGCGUCCGAGCCACCGCCUACGUCGAUCUCGGCGCAGCAGCACGACUCGUCGCUCGACCCGGCGCUCGGCGCCCCAGGCUCGUCGUCGCUCGACCCGGCGCUCGAGCCGACGCCGCACGCCCAGCCCGACGGCGACGGCGACGCGGCGAUGCACGACGGCGACGUCGGCGAGCACGGUCACGAUGCCUCGCACGAUGCCUCGCACGAGCCGGGCGUCGACGAGGCGCCCGUGCCCGAGGGCGAGGGCGAGGGCGAGGGCGAGGGCGAGGAGGAGCAGCACGACGAUGUCGAGCGCGCCGUCGAGCAGAGUCUCGCGCAGGGCGUCUUUGCGGGCUUGCCCGGGUUCGGCGGCUUGUGAGCGAGCCGGGCCUUGUAGAGCAGAGGAGCAGGUGCAUUGACGAGCCUGUGCCGCGCCCGCGA
This is a messenger RNA of Rhodotorula graminis WP1, 3245 nucleotides long. RefSeq lists its product as uncharacterized. The transcript has 2 exons. The record is from RefSeq and is a predicted model, not a curated record. Bases 1 to 3183 code for a protein of 1060 amino acids. Gene Ontology annotation, molecular function: protein heterodimerization activity. NCBI's taxonomy places the organism in Eukaryota, Fungi, Basidiomycota, Microbotryomycetes, Sporidiobolales, Sporidiobolaceae.